UCCACGAGUAAUCGGUCGUAAGAGAAACCAUAUAUGUUGACAUUUAAAUACAUAUAUUAACAGUCUUUAUUACUGAAUAGUAUUUUAUAAUGAUAUAAUAAAAGCAAUAUAAAAGUUAGGAAGUAGUGAUAUAUAAGAUGAGUUUAGUAUUACAAUUUAUGGUUAUUUUCGGAAGCUAUUCCUACUGCCUAGGUGUGUGCACUUUUCCUAGCGAUUUGACUGGUGAAUGGUACAGCACAAGCUUUGGGACACUCAAUUUUAUAAAUAACCAAACAUUUACAGGUUUUACAUCGGAUCUGUCUGCAACACCAUUAACAUUCACCUGUUUUGAUUCAUCAGGAUCCCAAUAUGUGUCCAUGACAUCCUACAACUUGUUGGCGAAUAUUGUUGUAGAUGUUUAUCUAUGUAUGAAUUUGCAGCAAAUCUCAUCAAUCAAAUACUACUUUACUUUGGAUAGCAAUCUAGAUUCUGGGUCCGGUGUGAGAUUUUACUCUCCAGCUGCUUCAGGUGACACUGUGAGUCUGUCACAAGCAUGUAGUCGUAGCGAUUCCCGCACUGCCGGAGAGUAUGAGCUUCUGAUCAAGCAAGACGAGGUGAUGAAUGCAUUGACAUCAUGUCCCAGUGAUCUACAAUCAACAUUUAAUGUCACCAUGACAACUAGGAGUGUAACCGAGUGUAAAGGAUCACAAAUGGAGGGAUCAAGUGGUGCUCUCGUGUUUAAUUACUCAGCUUGUGUAACUGGCCACCUUAAUAGUGGAGGCUAUUUACAGUGUAUCUACAGUAAAACAGACGGAUACAAUUAUGUUACACUGUAUAAUAAUGAUACCAACACGGACGAGACUUCUACAUUUUUGUUCUCUUGUUUUACAUUUGAAAAGGAUGCAGAAACACUAAGAGUUACUGAGAAUCCCCAGAGUUGUCAUUUUUCUCAGACGCCAUCUACCGUAAAUUCAACGGGAGUCACAUAUGUUAUGAUUGAUCUGUUGUAUACACCACCAGAAGAAAGGGAUUACACUACAAUAAUCAUAGUUGUUUGUGUUGUAAUAGGCAUUAUUAUCAUCAUCAUUAUAGUAGUGGUUAUUUUAUACAUAAAAGUGUGGAGAAAACCUUCGCCAGUACCUCCUCCUAAGAUUCGGAAGAGAAAGAAACAACUUUCCAUAACUGAAUAUACUCCACGAUCGCUUGGAAGAGCAUCGUCUGUUGAAAAGUUAGAUAAGGGCGAUAUCAAAAAGAAAAGUACUGAGGAAAUUAUAUCAGGACUUCAUAAAGAGGAGAAAGAUAAAAUCGUUAUAGUGAAUGGACAGACUUACGUUCCUCCAAAGAAAGAAGCAUGGCAGAAGAAGUGGGAAACCGAUCAAUGUGAAACUUCUCCCAGACUGACACAAGAAAUGUUAAAGCGAAUGCGACAGUCUUUCCCAAGUGAUAGUGGAAUUUCUCGUUUUGAUGAAUUAUCCGAUUUAGACAAAGCUUAUACUCUAUCAACAUCCUUACCUGAGAGCAUAGAUAUUCCAUUCAAGGACAGUCCUCGAAUAUUUAACAAACUGGAUAAAAUGGAAGAACAAUCAGGAAGCCCCGUUACACCAAAGUAUACUGAAAAGUCACACGCCACACCAAGUAUUCCUGCAAGCACAGGAAAAUUUGGAGGCUCUCCUAGAAUGAGGUCAAUUGAGUCAAUACCAAUGCCUGGUAAUGAAUCUAAAUUAGACACAAUUAAAGAAAAUCCACUGUCUAGAGAAAAUACCUUAUUGUCACAUAAAGGUAGAGUUAGCCCAUCUAAAAAGCCAAAGGAACAUCCAAAUCAAACCCGAAUUUUGAGCGGUGGUGACGUUACAGCCCUGUCAACAGUUUUUACAUCUCACAGUACCGCAUCGGUAGGUGAUAUUCGCUUUCAGGGCUCUUUGCAAAACACAAGUAGUAGAAAUAGUUAUUUAAGUGCAUCUAAUGCAAGCAUUUUUGACGACCCUGCUUGGCUAAUGGAGAACAAGAAAUCACCGAAAGGAGAUGAUGCUUUUCUAGUCAUAAAGAAUCUGAUUGCUUCUAUUCCAAAAGAAAGGGAAAAAGAAAGGGACCCAAAAUGGUUCACAAAAACACCAAAGAUUCCUGAUAGUUCAAGAGAAGACAUGGAGUAUUUCAAAAAUAGAAAUAAAUUCUAUGUAGGAUUGAACGGUGUAGGAAAAGGAAGUUCUAGUAGUUUAGACAUUAUUGAACGUGAAAAGAUGAAAAGAAAACCAAAGACCAGUAAAAGAGAUAAGCCACAGUUAGUUCGCCCAACGUCACCACAUUUUGAAGAUGGAUGGCAGUACAAAUGGGAGGCAGUCAUGCGGCCGAAGUUAACUAUGUCCACAAUAAAACUAAACAUUCAAAGAUCGCAGACGCCUGUUAAAUUAUUUCAAAAUAUAAUUAUGGAAGAACCCAGCUGCAAAGCAAAUGAAAAUAAAGUGACUAUCGAGCAGGAAAAUGAACUUGUAUCAUCUAAAAGUCUAAGUGAAACAAAUAGCGUUGAUAGAUUUGAUGAUGUGGGGAACUCGGUGAAUUGUUCAUACAUCAAUGUUGAUGAUUUGAGAAAACAAAUUGAUAUUGCGCCACUUAAGGUUGAUUAUAAGGACGAAUUUACUUCUGAAAAUAAAAAAGAUUGUGACUCUUUGUUGAAAGUCAAGCCCUCUAAUAUUUUUGAAAGUAUAUUAACAAAUAAGAGAAAAGUUGCACCUGUUGACGAUAGAGUCCAGCAGCUUCAAAUUCUUUCGUGCGCACAAUCUUCUAUGGACAAUACUUCUGUAAACAUCUUAAAUAAUGAGAAGGGUGAAUCAACAGCAAGCAUCACAAAUGAUAAUAAACACUUAAUAUGUAAUGACAUACUGCAUAAUACAGAUGAUAAUGAUGUGUCCAUCUCAAUGACUGAUUAUUGCAAUGACUAUACAGAUUUUAAGUCUGAAACAACUAAGAGUGAAAGUGUAAAAACGUUAGAACAUGUUGAGUAUGACAUUAUAAGCUUACAUACAGAACUAUUCUUUCCAGAAGAUUGGCUGUACGAUAAUGAUUCGGAAUUAGAUAAACUAUGGAAGAAAGGAACUAAAUGGACAUCAAGCAAGAGAAAAAGAGAAUAUAAAAGUUAUGUUGAAGUUAAUGAUGAUAUGGUUCAGAAAAAAGAAAUCAGUCCUUUAAUGGUAGACAGAAUGGGUGCAAAAUUCAGUAGGAAGAAAAAGCCUGCAGAAAAGCAGAAACGUCCACGAAAAUACGGAAAAGUGAAUGACUACUUACUUGAACCCAUACGAAAAAGACCAAGAACAUCUCAAAGUUUAAGAGAUGCGAAGUUUAUAGCAACUCUUGGACAGCAAGGUAGAAGUGUUACAAUGGCUGACCUGAACAAGGAACCAACGGAAACUACUGUAAUUAACAAACCGAUUCCUAGAUGGCAAAGCAAAUGGGAAAUAGAUAUGAGACCUGAUCCAAGUAAAGAAUAUUUGAAUCCUUUACGUACUUGGAAGAGCAUGCCCUUACCGACUUCUGAAAGGGCAAGUGCAACAAGUAAAGUAUCAUCUGGCAAACGGCCAUCAAACAGCAGAAAAAGUAAAAGAGGUCGAUCUCGAGAAAGGCGUGGUACGUAUGGAAGAACUUCUGGUGCAAUGCCAUCUGUAGAAGAACCGGAUAAAUUCGAUGUUCAAAGUAUUGCCUCGUUUAAAGUCGAUGAGCGUAAAAUGUUACAUAAAUCAUAUGACAGAACCCAGAUAGCUUUGAAUCUUACAGCACAACUUUGGCACUACGAACCAAAGAAGCAGAACAAAGCAUGGUUCCUAGGACCUGAUAACCAACAUAAAAAUCAACAAGAGCACACUGUUAGUUUUGAAAAUAUGCCCAGGCAGAGUAAACCUUUCACAACUUUCGUCAAUUUAGUUCGUUCAGCGGCUACACCUAUUUCAGACACUUGUGUACUACCAAGUGACCUGAGCGGAGCUUGGUACAGCAGUACCAAGGGCUCCAUCACUUUUACAACAACAUCAGGCGUUAGUACUAUACCAUCCUACAAAACGAGCAAAUUUGGAAGUCUGUCUUUAUCAUGUUAUGUUUCUGAAGGGGAUAAAUAUGUCUUCAAAUCCUCUACUUUCACUUACUAUGGUCUUGAAUUUGAAGUGUUCACAUGUAUACAGAUAUCUGAGAGAAAAUCUGACAGUUUUUACAUAUAUUAUCUAGGCUCAGUGGAAAACACAGAUGCUAACAAUGAAAGACUUAAGUCAGCAUUGGUGACUUCAGCUACAACACCAACUGUUGCCACAGUAUGUGAUAGGACAACCUAUGCAACCGGAUCAGAAAAUAUUUUUCUAAAAAACGAUGGAAAUGAACUGAAUUCUAUGAUACAAUUUCCGUUUGAUAUUCGCGGAGAAUGGUCAUACAACCACACGAGCAGCGGGACGACUUCCUGUACAACCGGAAGUUAUGUCGAUAUAUGUCAAGGCGGUGACGCCACAUCGAUGACGUAUAACUACACUGCUUGUUCAACGAUACAAGCAUAUUCAGCAACCGGUGUUUUGAAGUGCAUUCACUACACAAGUGACACCGAUUUUACAUAUAUGUAUGUGUACAAUACUGAUACAUCAACAGAUGAAAGCACGACGUACAGAUUUACUUGUUAUGUCUAUUCAAAAUCGGACACAAUAGCGUAUGCCACUCAGUACCCACAGGAAUGCGCGUCUACCCAGAAUACAACAUCUGUCUCAUCCCCUGGGGCAGUCCUUGUCUUCUCACGGACAGCUUCGUGUCCUUACGAUACUUCGUCGAACGUUCUUUCAAUGGCAUCGGCUGCUGGACUUGCAGUAGGAUUGAUUCUUCUUAUAAUCAUAAUUGUUUGUGCAGCAUUGAUUUGGCAUUAUUAUAAAAAGAGAAAGCAACAAGAAAUCGACAAAAUGCCCUUACAGAAAACACAGCCAGCAAAUAAAAGACUUGUCAAUGGAGAUUUAUAUAGAGAUGGUAAAAUUGCUGGCUCUAAAACUCCACGUGCCAUGAACGGAGAUGCUAGAUUGAAUAUGGAAGAUGAAAUGGGCAUCCGCAGAGAAAAUUCCAUUCAUAUAUCAAUGACGUCACGAGGUGGAAGUGGCUUAGGUGGUCUUGAUGGCAUUGAACGAAGGAGUGGAGUUGCGCCUGUUGAGGAACCCGAGGUAAAUUAUAUAUCUGAUGACGUAAUUAUUGAAAGCGAAAACGAAGCUACACUUGCAUCAACGUUUCUUCCAAUAUCUACAGACGAGAAAAAUGAGCUUCAUUUCACGGAUGAAGAAAUUAAAGCUAUUGAACGAAAAAGCGCAGAAAAUAAAAAAGAAGAUAAAGAUAGCGGUUUUGACAUGGAUGAUAUUGAUGACGAGUUGGGCCUUCCGAGAUUAUCAAGGGCUUUCACACCUGUAAUUCAACCAGAAGAGGCAACUUUACCAAGCAUAGCAUAUAAAAAAAAGAUAGAAACUGAAACAGAAUCUGAUGACGAGAAACGAGCAGACGGUAUCAAGAAAGUUAAGCUGAAAAAGCACAAAAAGAAGAAGCGUGUCAGGUCAGCAAAAGAGAAUAUAAAGGGUGCUCGAGUAAACUCCGGUACUAAGAGCCGAACCAUUAGUAUGAGAGAAACUCCAUUUUUAGAACGGAUAAAAAAACAAGAAUCAGAAAAUGCAGAAAAAGAGCAUAGGGAAAAAUUAGAAAGAGAAAUGAAAGAGAUUGAAAAUGAGGUCAUAAAAGCAAGGCUCGCAAAGAACGCCAAGACCGCACGGACCGCACCCAGUGAUAAAUACAUGGUGGACAGAAAAGGAAGUGAAAGCAUUCAACGACCAGAUAAAGGAUCUUCAGGUACAUCGGCGACAGGAGAGCGCCGCCGUUUUGGAGACCCCCCAUCCGAAAAUACCCGAAAGAACCGUAAAAGAACACCAAGGAUCCGACAUCCUAUGGAAGUACAAGGAGAUAGUGAAGAAGUUCAAGACCAAAAAGAAGCAUUCAAAAAAGCCGAAGAGUUCUGGAAAGACGAAAAAAGGGCGAGAAGCGGCCGGCGGAGAGAACAUCCUGAAGCAUUCACAAUCCCCUCAGUUAAGGAGGACCCAUUCGACCACAAGGACGACAAGCCUCAUGGAACAUCCGCUGUCUCUCAAGCCAGAAGUGGAAAGUCUGCCUAUGGUUUAAGAAUGGAGCGAGAAAACUCGGCUUUUAUUGAUCCAGUUAAAGACGCUGCACACGAUGAUAACCUUUGGCAACGAGCUUCAAAUUUAUGGCACCAUGGCAACAGUUUUAGGAAUACUUAUAAUAAUUUGGCACAUCAUUGAUUUUCUACUGCACGCACUUUUUUCGUCUGACGUUUAAGUGAGAAUAAUUCUAUUUCUUUCAAUAUCUCAUCUUCUUGUAACAUGUAUUUGAAUGACACUGUCUUCUUUAACUGGCCCGAACAUUUUUGAAAAUGCUACUUCUAUUCUAUCAAAAGCAUUUGUUUGUAUUAAUUGUUACAAUAAAUUUCAUUUAAGUAGAAAGUAUCUAUUUUCUUUAAAUGUGUUGUAAAAGCUACAAGAAAGCUAGUGUCAGUCGUUAUUUCAACUGUCUUAAUUGCAGUAUAAAUACAUUCAAAUAAUGAAUUCUACAUGUUAUAUGAUUUAGAUUUUUGUUUUGCUUUAUGAUAUAUGUGUAUUUAACAAAUAGAAUUCACAUUUAUUGAUAAUUGAUAUCAGAAGGUAUAUUAGCCAAUUAUUUUAUUUUUUCAAUUGGAAAGAAUAACGGUAUUACAUGUAAUGAUUUUGAUGUUUGACUGCGUUUGCCAAUAAAAUGUUUCGUUUUAGCCAAAUAUUUUUGAUGUUGUUUAUGUAUCAAUGUUUCGUGUUAUCUCCUUAUCAGUUUAGAUACAUCUAAAUAAAGCAUUUGGACAU
Molecule: messenger RNA, 6878 nt
Organism: Ruditapes philippinarum (Manila clam)
Lineage: Eukaryota; Metazoa; Mollusca; Bivalvia; Venerida; Veneridae
Exons: 24
Coding region: 138-6287 (2049 amino acids)
Source: RefSeq, a predicted model, not a curated record